Molecule: messenger RNA, 3467 nt
Organism: Nasonia vitripennis (jewel wasp)
Lineage: Eukaryota; Metazoa; Arthropoda; Insecta; Hymenoptera; Pteromalidae
Product: integrin alpha-4-like
Exons: 19
Coding region: 260-3208 (982 amino acids)
Biological process (GO): cell adhesion mediated by integrin; cell-matrix adhesion; integrin-mediated signaling pathway
Cellular component (GO): external side of plasma membrane; integrin complex
Molecular function (GO): integrin binding
Source: RefSeq, a predicted model, not a curated record
GUUCUGUUUAUAAUUUAUAAGUGAUCAAAAUUCAUCAAUACCUAAUAGCAGCUACUUCGGGUAUAGUGUGUUACUUAUUCCAGAGUUUGGUAAAUUAGAAUCUCAAUUGAUUGUUGGAGCACCAAGAGGCAAUUAUUCUAAUUUUGGAAAGUCUGUUAAAGAACCAGGUAUUAUUUAUCAAUGUUCUCUAUCCACAAAGUGUCAUCCAGUAAGCCCAACGUCAGAUUCAUUAUCAGAUUUAGCUCUGGAACAAAUAGGUAUGCAUGCAAAAAUAAUUCAAGACAACAGCUGGUUUGGAAUGUCAAUGGCUGCUAUUCAUCCCUCUCUUCUAAAAAUUUGUGCUCCCCGUACAAAAAUUCACUUGUUCAAGCCAUUCACAAGCGAAUACAAGGAAACCAUGCAAGGGAUUUGCUAUUUUUACUAUCGAUCUACUGAAAACUCAUUUUUGCGAAUUGAAACAGAAAGCUUAAAAACUUAUAACUUUAGUUCACAAUACUGGUAUAAUCCUCAACAUGGAUUUUCACUAAAUGUUGCUGUUGGGAUUCCAGCGAAAAUAAAUUUAAAUAUACAAGAAAAAAGCGAAUUAGUUAUCAAAUCUUUCCUUGCAAGUGUUUCUAUGAUAACUGGAAAUCCAACAAACAAUCUCAGUGGUUCAAUAAGCAUUUUGCAAAGCAACAAGAUAAAGACAUUGGAAAUUCCAAAUGAUGAGCAAAAGCAAUCUGAAUUUGGAUAUGCAGUCAGUUCAGGAAACUAUUUUAAUAAAAAUAAAAUUCUUUUUGCAAGUGGGGCACCAGCAUGGAAAUUUAUGGGCAAAGUUGAAAUUAUUACUAGUAGUACAGAAGGCCUUGCAACUCUACAUACUCUUGAUGGUCAUCAAUUGGGCGAAUAUUUUGGAGCUAGCUUAACUAGUGGAGAUUUAAAUAAUGAUGGAUUUGCAGAUCUUAUAAUUGGAGCUCCACAUUACGGAGAUGAUACAGGAAAAGUUUACAUAUAUUUAGGAAGUCAAAAUCGGUUUCAAGAUUACAAUCCAACAAUUCAAGGCACUGGCAAGGGAUCUAAAUUCGGUUACUCUCUUUCAUGUGGCGAUUUAGAUAAUGAUGGCUUUUUAGAUUUGAUUGUUGGAGCACCAUGGGAGGAAUUCGGGGUAAUAUAUGUUUAUAAUGGAAAUUCAAUUAUUGAUGAAGAAAAUAAUUUGCACAUGUCGCAGAAAAUAUCUGCAUUAGAAAUAUCACACAAAGUCAAAGGAUUUGGCUUUUCAAUUUCUAAUCUUGCAGACAUUGAUAACAAUGGGUUUUUGGAUAUCGCUGUUGGAGCAUAUAAAUCCAAUCAUGUAGUGAUACUUCGUGCAAAAACUGUUGAGAAAACUCAAGUAGAUUUCAGAGUCCAACCAACAAUAUUGCGACGAAAUAUUCACCGAAUUUCGCCAGAGUUCUGCUUCAAGAAUUACAAAAGUAUAAAUUCACAAAUAAUAAAGAAUUACACUAUAAAGUUGGUUGUUGAUUCUAAAUACAAACGUUUCACAUACAAUUACAUUGUUUGGAAUAUUCCAAUUACUGAAAGAAACCGUCAAAUAUUUCAAUAUCGUUAUUCAUCUCAAGGAAAAACGUCAACUCUUACAAAUCCUAAUUGGAAUGGAUGUACUACUUCCCACUUCAAUGUGAGGUCAGAUAUUCACAAUGUCCUUGAACCUGUUGAUAUCACUCUAACAUAUUCGUUAAAUAGUUAUUCGAAACAAAAAAGUAAUGCGAGUUCAGAUAAUUUUUGUAAAUUAUGUCCUAUAAAAUACGUAGGACAACGUGAAAAACCAAUAAAAUUAUUGGUUCCAUAUGAAAUUGGAUGUGGGAAAGAUACAGUGUGCAAUUCGGAUAUUUCUGUGACGACGUCUGUUUUUGGAGUAGGAACAAAUAAUACGUGGGAAAUCGGGUCAGGCGAUAUAACCAUAGAAGCCAAACUUCAAAACCACGGUGAGCCUGCUUAUUCGGUGAUGGUGAAUUUUUUUAUUCCAAAAGGUAUCCAUUUAAGAAACGUUUUGUCCUUCUGUCAAGAAGAAACAUACAAUAAUACACUCGCCGUUACAUGUGACGUCGGAAAUCGCUUUUAUAAAGGAGCACAGAAAAUAAUACAGUUAGAUUUGGAGAUGGCACACUUCGAAGUACACAAUUUGACCAAUAUUGGGCAACAGAAAUUCUUCAUCAAUAUGACACUUAAAAGUCAAACUGACAAUCACGGAAAAAAACAAAUUUCUAUACCUGUGCUUUUAAAAACUAACGUCUCAACUUCUAUAACAGGGAAAACAGAUAAAGACAGUUACUACUUAACGAAUGUUCAAAAAUCCCGCAAAAACGUUACAUUUCAACAUGUAUAUAACAUAUUUAAGUACGGAUCAACUCCGAUUAUCGAAGGACAAGUAAUAAUAGAGAUCCCAAUACAAAUAGAAGAUAAUGAUCCGUUCAUUUUGCUAAAACUACCCCAAUUGCAGGUCUAUGGAAUAUCACACGAUUGCACUAGUCACGAGAUCCCUUUAAUAUUGGAUACACCAACAGAAUAUUUCGAGAAUUUGGACGUCAUCAGUGAGAAUAAGAAAUAUAAUGAUAACACGAAUGUUAUGAAUAAAAAAUUCAAACGUUCAGUAAAUCAAUGGAGAAAUAAAUCACUAUUUCCUAAUCAGCUUCAAAAACUCAACGAAUAUAAUAUCAGGAAUAAGGAUAAUACGAUUUUUGUGGAUUGUUCAAACGAGAAAAUUAAAUGUGGAAAAAUUAAAUGUGAUCUAAUUCAUGUAAAAUCAGCCCAGGAUAUUGGUACCGUAACUUUAACUUUAACAAUGAAUCUAGAACCAAUUAGAGAAAUUUUCGACACUGAAACCGUAAUUCAAUUCAGCACAAGAGCAUAUGUUAAUAUCAUAAAACCAUCGAUUGAUACGAACGUAUUUAGUGUGUUGACUACGUUGUAUAAUGUAAAGGAAGAAAAUGUAAAUGAGCAGCUUAAUAUUUGGAUAAUACUGAUAUCUGUUAUGGUUGGAUUAUUAAUAUUAUCUAUCAUCAUAUUAGCACUCUAUUAUAUGGGCUUUUUUCAAAAGAAACGAAAGUUAGAAUUAAAUUUGUUGAAUAUCAAUGAUAAUAACGCAGAACAAGAACAAAUUAUUGUAGAAGAGAUUAAUGAACAAGAAAUGUUGGAAAAUAUGGUUGCAAACAAUGAAAAUUUUUCAUAAGGCCGGGGCUAGAAAAAUUCAUGUAGAACAAUUUAAAUUUAUAAAAAAAACUUUUUUUAUUUUAUUUAAUAUUUACAAAAUUGUCAUUCAUAGACAAUUGGGGAUUAACGUUUCAGUCGCUGUUACAGGAAUUGAAGUAUUUACAUGACAACGGUGGCAAUUACAGUGUAAAACAUGAUAUUCAGAAUAAGGUAUUAGUAAUCAAAUGAAAAUAUAAAAAGCAAUCAAUAUAGAAUUAAUAAAUACUCGUGUAUGAAAA